AUGUCGAACAACGUGUUCGAUCUGUAUCAUCGCGAUCGCGUCGAACACGCCUCGGAAGAGGAGGAAGAGGAAGAGGAAGAGGAAGAAUCCAUCGCCGCUUCCUCGUGGGAAAAAACAUCCACCGAAGGAGAGGAAGACACAGAGGAAGAGGAAAAUUUUACGCCGCCGCGCAAAAUUCGAGAAAAGAAGCGCAAACACAGGUUCCGAUGGGAAUGCGUUCGUUUGAGCUGGAAAUCUUUGGUCGAUGCGUAUUACGUUUCUGAAAAGGAGGAGAAGGACGCGAUGCCGGGACGAGUGUUUAUAGCGAUUCCGGGACGGGCGUGGAUGAUGAACUCGAACGAGGAGGAUCCGGAGGACGAGAACGACGACGACGAGGAUUUGCGGAGCGAAUAUUCAGGAGAAGAGGAAGAAGAAGAGGAAGACGAGAAUGCGAAGGCGCUGAGAAGGACGCGCGAAGACUGCGCGAAGUUUUCGAAAGAAGUCAUCAAUCGCAUCGUGUUUGGCGUCGCGUGGAAGAAAGUACACGAGAACUGUUUGGGUACGACUACUACUAAUAAUACGAUCACUUGGAGCAAGUAUAAUCGAGACCCGUUGGAUACGAUGAAUACGGACGAGUACGAGGAGGACGUGUACGAGAGAGAGUUGCACGCGAAGGCGAGAUUCGAUCGACGGUGGGUUUUGGAGGAGAGGGUGAAUUGGUUAAACUCGUUUCGUAAAAUAGUGAGAAAGUUUAGGGAGGAAUCGUUCGGUAUCGUCGGCGGUAAGAGUCGAGGUGGUGAAGAAGAAGGAGGAGGAGGAGAAGGAGAUGGAGGAGAGAAGAAGAAGAAGAAGGAGAAGAGCGACGCGAGUUUGGGUUUGCAAAAAGCGUUGGUGGAAGACGCGGUGUUUAGAGACGCCGCGAUGCAAGCGACGCGGAAGUGGCCUUUACCGGUUGAAGGAGAAGAGAAGGCGUUCCCGAUGUACGACGAGUGGGCAGAGAAGGAAGAUCCAAAGAAGAAGAAGAAGAAGAAGAAGAAGCAGAAGAAGAACAAGAAGGAGGAAGCCGAAAACGAUGGAAGAGGAAAAGCGAGGAAAAUAGACGACGAAGACGUCGUAAUCAUCGAAGAAGAGGACGACGACAAGGAGACGAAGGAUCUGGUGCGACUGGUUCAAAAUAUAAAGCGUAAAUUUGGUUCGCCCACUACGAGAGCGCCAGGACCGAGCGAAAGACUACACGAGACACCAGCAGAGAGAGCGAGUGCAGUUAUCGCGCGAGAUUUAUCUUCUCUCGCGAUAAACUUAGAAAACUAUAAGCGCGCGUUGAUUAUCUUGAUCAAAUGCGUGAAUGAAGAGAGCGCGAGCUGGGAAUCGGCGGAGCAAGAGCUGAUAGCGAGAAGAGCGUUGCGACGUCAAAUGCAAUAUUCCUAUCCCACCAAUCCGCGUAAAGACGAGUUAAAGAGAGAACUCGUAGAAAUUCGAAAGAAACGCCUCGAAAAUCUCAGAUUACAGUCGAGGAACGAGUUCGAUUCGGAGAGAUACAUGGCGGAGCUCUUAACCGAAGAAAAAGAGAAAGAAUGGAAGAGGCAAGAGUUGCAGGAGAAGGCGAUGGCGACGCCGCAACAUUCAACCUACAACGCGGAGCCAAUGACCUGGUUUCCUGGCGUUCAAAACAUUGGAAAACAAGAUGGAAGUAAAAGUAAUGAUAAAAAGCAAACGACGACGACGAAGAAGAAGAAGAAGAAGAAGAAGCCAAAAGAGCCGAAAAUCUCGACGAAGAAGGCGAAAAGAGUCCAAAAGAAAGAGAAGAAAAAAAAGGAAACGGAAGAGGAAGAAGUCGUUACCGGGAAAAUAGAACUCGAGCACUUAGCUCCGGGCAUGUCCAUCGAAAUCGACUCGGGAGAUCCCGAGGACCCGUGGUGGGGAGAAAUCGUUCGAUUGAAAAAAUCCGACGCGUCGAUCGAGUCGAAAGACGAAGACGAAGUGGAGAUCACGUGGAUCGUCAAAAACUCGAAAGGUAAAUACGAAUAUUUGAAAGAAAAAGGAGGUCGGGGUCGCCAAAAUGACGUCAUCAAUGUCUAUUCGAUUAAAGAGUGCGGGUUUCACUUGCCGUGCGCGCAAGCGUCGCAGAAGAAACGGCAAAACAUCGCCGCCAAAAGGAGCGAGCCGCCAAAAAAGUAA
Messenger RNA from Bathycoccus prasinos, 2157 nucleotides. RefSeq lists its product with no specific name. The transcript has a single exon. The record is from RefSeq and is a predicted model, not a curated record. Lineage: Eukaryota; Viridiplantae; Chlorophyta; Mamiellophyceae; Mamiellales; Bathycoccaceae. The coding region runs from base 1 to 2157 and encodes 718 amino acids.